AUGACUCGUUCAGCUUCGGAAUCGAGAAUUGUUGCUAACAGGUGCGUUCUCCUUUUUUAUCAAUCUUCUCCAAUUAUGAAAAUUUUCAGUUCUAAACCCUUGAGAUAGACUCGCUACUGUUUUUCUUAUGAAUUACCAAUUGUCAAUGAUUUUUUUGCCUGUAAAACUCUUUUUUCGAAACUAAAAAGCUGAUUCAUCCUUUCAGCCACUUAUGCUGGUUAAUUUUCAAAGACAUUUUCAAAAACUCUGGAGUGCAAAUUAAAUGAAACUUGAUUGUAAAUGAGCCGCAAAUUCGCCAAAAAAAUUAAUUAGAAACAAAUUAUGAUGGGGUUUUCCUCAAAGAAACUGAACAAUCAUCAGAACGCGAGAAAAGUUGCUUCCUUUUUUUUAGAAGGAAAGAUUUUGCGCGAGAAAACCAAACAGUCAAAUUUUUGGACUCAAGAAAUGAAAUUUUAAUGCCGGAAUUCGAACAUACAAAUAUGAAAAACUCAUAAAAAAAUUGUUUGUUGACUGCCUCUACAAAAACUUUCACUUUGAAAAUACUGAAAGUGCCCUCAGUUAAAAUCGAAAUUCAUGGAAAAACUUGAGAAAAUAAGUUGCCGUACAUACUUUUUUUACUUUUUUUUAUACUUUUUUUGUUACUUUUUUUUUUUUUUGUUAGGAACUUUUUCUCAUGAUUUUUAUAUUCCAAGAACGGUUAGAAAUAAUAUUACAUGAUCAAUACAGAUGUUCCGUCGUAUUUUUGUCCAAACCUUGAGAUGAAUCGAGUACAAUUUUGAGUGCAGAACAAAAGAUCGUUUCGGAUGAAAAAAGUUCAUCUCUGUGACUCAUUGGCUACGGUAUUCCUUCUCGAAGGGAUCACGCUGUUUAUAGAACGACGCGAGAACAUGUGUCGGCUUCUCCUUUUCAACUGCGCGAAACGUUGAUUCGAGACAAAAAGCGCAGCCAGGUGCCUUUUCCGUCGCGCCGACGUCUCUUUGUCUCUUAAAAGUUGCUUUCGGCCUGAACACGUGUGUAAUUGAGCUCUUAGGUUAGGUAUUGGACUUUUUCUCUUUUCAGGGAUCUUCGAUAAGUUCUAGAAGAUUUAACGGAAAUUAAUGACCGAGAAUUUUAGAUGGAAUUUUUCAGUAAAUAAAAAAUUCUUAACUGUCCAUAAACAUCGACUUCAAAAAGGUGUAUGACUGUUACGAAGUUUAUAAAAUCUCAAGAACUUUUAGGUUUGGUCCAAUCUUUUCUUGUUUUCAGAAGAGAGCGAAGACGAGUGGCUGAAAUUUCCAGGAUGUUCAGCUUGCUUCAGGAGCUUAUUUAUCCGAACUAUCCUUAUCGAAUUCGUUUCACCCGAGUGGCUAUCCUCAAGUAAGUCGGCCUAAAGAGGGAGGUCACUGUACUGUAAAUUUUUCUUUUUGAGCGGGCCAAAAAUUGCUGCUUGAAGAUGCUUGGUAGUCGUUCCUUGCGUAGACUUUCAACUUUCUAUACAAGUUUUCAAAUUUUGAAUUCAAUAUCCGAAAUCGAUUUAAAAAAAAAGGAUUCUAAAAAUGCAUACGACAAAAUUAAUUUUGGAACAGGUAGCAACAACAAGAAAUGUUUUUUCACGCUUUUUAGCAAUUCUACGGAAGUUUCCGUAUAAGAUGCAAAAUAUGUUUCCUUCAGGAGAUAAUAAAGUUUUCGAACUUUCAGACUUGCUACCGAGCACAUCCAGAAGUUGAUGUUCAUGCUCGAUCCUUCCUACAAACCAGAAGAAAACGAGAUGCUCGACUGCUAA
Molecule: messenger RNA, 1762 nt
Organism: Caenorhabditis auriculariae
Lineage: Eukaryota; Metazoa; Nematoda; Chromadorea; Rhabditida; Rhabditidae
Source: the annotation of a GenBank genome assembly